AUGGCUUCCAGCAAGACUUCGCAACUUCAUCUCUACUCUCUGCCAAAUGAGGUCUUUGUGCACAUCCUAUCUCCAUUUUCCACCCGUGACCUGCUCCCUUUAGCGACCAUCUCCCAUCGCUUUCAUGACCUGGUCCUACGCAUCAUUCAUUAUCGUCUUCUGCUAGCCGCGGCCCUGAAAGAGUACAAGCUUAUCCUCGAAUGCUUUCACCCAAGCUCUAAGCUUACCGAACCGCACGUGUUCUGCAAGUAUCUUGGCACAGAUGGCUUAAGCGACCGAUAUGAGGGGAAGGGCUCGUUGUACGAGGACGUAGACACGGCCAAGCGACUAGGAAGACUGACCUCUCUCUAUUCACGAUUUCGUCCAGAGGUGACCAUUGAGCAGAUAGGUGGUGAAGCGAGGAUAACCCCAUCUUCGGAGGAUCCGGCUGUAACAAGGCCUGUCAAUCUUGAAGAUUUCGAGAAUUUCUCCCAGUUAUGCGUCGUCGUGAGUGUGGUGAAGGUAGUGCCCGGAACUGAUCUCCUUUUAAGCACCAUCGAGGUCGUAGAUGGCGUGGUCAGGCUCUUCCGAGACUGGUUAAGGGACCAAGGACAGAGGAGUCGUAGCGAUGUCCCCAGCAACUCAACCGACGGUCCAAUUCUAUGGGUCGACACAGGCCAGAAUGUAGGUCUCAAACUUCGGGUACGACAGAAGGAGGCCUCCCAACAGCAAUUCCCUAUUCUUAUGCAUCGUGAUGAGAUGCCACCUGCUAGUUAUGAGGUUGAUAUUGAAGAAUUGCAUAUCCGUACCACACGCCUGCUACUGGCUGUUGAACAGUCACAGCAGGACCAACGAGAUUACACCAGGGCUGUAAUUUUUACUCAGCCUCGGGUGGAAUAG
Messenger RNA from Aspergillus fischeri NRRL 181, 879 nucleotides. Its product is annotated as F-box protein. NCBI's taxonomy places the organism in Eukaryota, Fungi, Ascomycota, Eurotiomycetes, Eurotiales, Aspergillaceae. Gene Ontology annotation, molecular function: protein binding. The coding region runs from base 1 to 879 and encodes 292 amino acids. The record is from RefSeq and is a predicted model, not a curated record. The transcript has 4 exons.